Messenger RNA from Psylliodes chrysocephalus, 2012 nucleotides. The record is from the annotation of a GenBank genome assembly. NCBI's taxonomy places the organism in Eukaryota, Metazoa, Arthropoda, Insecta, Coleoptera, Chrysomelidae.
UUUAUAUUAAACCAGGUUUCGUUUUUUUUUUAAUAGUUUUGUACUUAGUUUAUGAUUAAGACGUGAACAGUUUUGGAUUGAGUGUUUCAAAAUGAAUAUACUGAAAGUGGAACAGCCUUUAGCAGUCUUCAAGAAAUUACCUAGUCCGCUGGAUAGAAUUGAAAUUCCAGAGAGGGCAGAAAAUCGAAAGCCGACAGACAAAAAAUUCCUUUAUGCGUUUGCAGUUGUUAUCAUUUUACUAUUUCCGUUCCUGAUAUAUUGCCUUGCGAAGGGAGAUUUGUCAAGAUGGAAGGGUUACGAUCAAUGCGGUAACGUAUGUGGUCAAAAAAAUUCAAAAUAUGAAGCAUGGUCUUGCACAGGACAAGAUUACACGGACUCUCCCUAUUUGGACAUUGACGCUUCAUUUAAAGAAACAAGAGGCGAUGACGGAUUAAUCCUGAUAUCGAGAAGAUGCGUGGCUCGCUGUUCAUCAGGAUAUACAGAUGUAUUUUCAAGUUGUUAUCAAUUGACUAGCAGCUCCAGCUCUAAUAUCUACGGUCGAAAUUAUGAUUCACGAUUCAGACGAGAUGCAGACGUUGAAGGUUCGAAUGGUAUCGGAAGUGAUAUAUCCAAGUACUUGAUCAAGCAUGCAUGGAGGAUAGUUUUGGCCUGUUUCGCAUCUUUUGGUGUGGGCAUAAUAAUGUUGGUCCUCUUCAAAACCGCCACAGCUGUUGUCGUUUGGGGUAUUUUAGGUGGUGUACUACUCUUUGGAGCAAUCCUCAUAGGUACAACAUGGGGGUUCUACUUAAGUCCUCCAGUAGACAAGGACACAAGCAGCGCCCAGGUAUAUACAACCAUGUACUUGGUCUUAGCAAUAUGUUUUAUGGUCGUAUGGUUGGUUCUGGUAUUGGUGAUGAUUUUCAUGUUCAAGAAGAUCCAGUUGGUGAUACUAUUACUGAAUGAAACUACCAAGGCCGUUUUUGCUAUGCCGUUGUUGAUUUUCGUUCCGAUGAUCAGUUCCUGCGCCAGACUCAUUAUUCUAAUUCUGGUAGUGUUUUUCCACUUUUAUAUCUCCACUGCUGGUACGCUGACAGAACUGAUGAGCGGAUACUUUUACUACAAACAAAACAUCAUAAUAGACAUAACGUUUUUCUUCAAUAGUUUCGUAGCAUAUUGGUGUAUUCAAUUUAUCAGCGGCAUCCAAUACAUGGUAAUUGCCGGAGCUGUUGCAAAGUGGUAUUGGUCAAAGAACAAAAAUAACCUGGAGAGUCCGAUAAAAGAGAGCGUCAGCAUCGUAUACAAAUUUCAUCUUGGUAGCAUCGCUUUUGGAUCACUGGUUAUUACACUGAUCGCCAUUAUCAGAUCACUGCUCACCUCUUUAACCCAGUCUAAGAGUUUUAAAAUUUUGGUUGACUUGUGCGCUGGCUCCAUCGAAUCGUUUCUUAAAUUCUUAAGCAAGAAUUCGUACAUUAUUACUGCCAUGCACGGUAAACCUUUCUACAAAUCCGGAAAGAGAGCAGCCCAAAUAAUUUUCCAAAAUGCUGUUAAUAUUGCCACCGUCAACUUUGUCGGCGACUUUGUACUCGGAAUGGCUCAACUACUGAUCGUGUUGAUAUCUUUGUUAAUCACAGUUGUAAUUAUGUUGGGUGCUGAAUCGGACUACUCAUUCCUUGUUUAUCUUAUCGUAUUCUCUGUAUCGCUUUUAAUUUCUCUAACACUGUUCGCCACAUUUGGGACCACAAUCGAUACUCUCUUCCUAUGCUCCUGCGAAGACAGCCUCCUCAACGACGGUAUGGCACGUCCUUACGCCAUGUCUCGCGACCUAAUGAUGUUUAUAGAGAGCUCCAAAAAAUCAUUCCGCAGUAAAGCUAUUUAAACAUAUAAAAUAAACAUAAAAAGUAAUCGAACAAACGAGUAAUGCAGACAUCUUGUUCCAUUGAACAAAUAAUUGAAGUAGAAUUAUAUAAUAAUAUUUUUUGAAAAAAUGUAUAUUGUUGAUAACAUUAUUGUCAGUCUUAAUGUAUAAAAAGAGA